AUGGCCCAACGCUCACUAUUCUGGUUUCUAGAUGAGGAUAAGAAGAAGUAUUUCCAAGUCCAGCCUGACCAUGUCGCGAAGCCUGGUGCACAAUACUCUGCCAAAGUGCUCAAGCGCAAGGCUAGUGACCAGAUAAGACGUGAACGAAAGGAAGAACUUGCCCAACGCACUGCCAAUGAGACGGUUACCAGAGGCGCCGCAUUGGCGCAGCCUUUGAUUACCGUUCAUCGAGAGAUCGGGCUUGAGAUGCCUGGUGGUGCAAUGCGUGAAAAGUAUUCUCGUCUCCAAGCCAGCCAGCUGCAUCGAGAGGAACUGCACAAGUUCGAACCAUGGCCGAAGGCAAAUAACAUCAGACAGAUUGUGCGCAACCCACGCUCGGGUACUUUGAUUGCCAGCAUGGCUCGCGGACAGGAGUCUUCGGUUUCGGUAUGCUUCCCAGAUACCGAAGACGAACAGUGGUCGUACAAUCACACGAUGGAGCGUCUUCUCUUCAAGGAGCCUUACAGGCUUGCCUCAAUGUCUCUCAGUCCCACUGACUGUUUGCUGGCAACAAUGGACGACGGCCCAGAUGGCGCAUGCUUCUUCUCUAUGCAUUGGCUUCCUGCUCCAGAUAACGAUGGUGGAUACAAUUGGCCAACAAUCGCUCAACCCACUCGUAUUGUGCCUGAUCACCCAAUGACUUUCUGGGACACUGCAGCUUGCCCUACAACAACAGACCCCACCUUUGCCAUUGCCGCUUCAGAGGGCCUCCACACCAUCCAUGGCGGCAAGAACGGCUGGCUUGUGAAGAAGCACGAAAUUGACACUGGACCAGGAUUACCCGGCAAGAAGAAAUACCGAUGGUCCGAAAUGAACAGCGUUUGUUCCGUUGAAUGGCUAAACCAAGAUGUGAUAAUGUCAGGUCGAAAGAACGGCGCCAUUCUCUUCAAUGAUCUACGCACCGGCUCAAGCACGAACCAUUUCCAGCACUCCGACUCGGCAAUGAAGAUUCGAAAAGUGGACGACUGGCGCUUUGUCGUCGCUGGGCCUCGCUAUCUACACAUGUUUGACCUACGCUAUGCCCCCAAUGGUGGCAUAGGUAUCAAGCGACACAAGAAUCCACUGGUAGCCAACGCGGACGCUACCCGGCCAUACCUGAUGUUCCCUGAUUACUUGCCCUUGUCCAUGCCAUCCCUGGAUGUCAGCGCUGGUCUGGGUCUUCUUGCCAACCCUUCCCCUGACAACACCGUCCAACUCUUCUCUCUACGGACUGGGCGACAGGUUCCCUCUCCCCUCAGCCAGCACACGUACGGGUCUGCUCCGAGCUGUGUGAGCUUUGAAGCUGGUAACGAUACGCCAUUGUGGAAGGGACCUGAGACUUUGAGUAUGCUGGUCGGCAUUGACGGCGUGGUGGAUCAGUGGAGUUGGUAG
Penicillium nucicola is the source of this 1410-nucleotide messenger RNA. RefSeq lists its product as uncharacterized. Gene Ontology annotation, cellular component: Cul4-RING E3 ubiquitin ligase complex. Gene Ontology annotation, molecular function: protein binding. NCBI's taxonomy places the organism in Eukaryota, Fungi, Ascomycota, Eurotiomycetes, Eurotiales, Aspergillaceae. The coding region runs from base 1 to 1410 and encodes 469 amino acids. The transcript has 9 exons. The record is from RefSeq and is a predicted model, not a curated record.